Sphaeroforma arctica JP610 is the source of this 246-nucleotide messenger RNA. RefSeq lists its product as hypothetical. The record is from RefSeq and is a predicted model, not a curated record. The annotation marks the transcript as partial. The transcript has a single exon. Lineage: Eukaryota; Ichthyosporea; Ichthyophonida.
GAAAUUCUGGGACGGGAGGAGCGACUGAACACACCAGAGAUUAUUCUCGAAGAACUCAAACUCAGAAAAUUUGGGCUGGAAUCGCACCCCACGUCCAAUAAGGACACAUUUGUCCACAAAACAGCCAGCUAUCUGAAAUGGCUGCAGACAGAAGACGCCAAGAUCAAUGCGCUGAUGAAGCAGAUCUCUGAAGGUGGGUGUGUAGACGUGUAUAUGGAUUAUACAGGUUACAAUGGGCUUAUUUGA